This is a messenger RNA of Mangifera indica (mango), 1738 nucleotides long. RefSeq names its product E3 ubiquitin-protein ligase CHIP-like. The coding region runs from base 674 to 1420 and encodes 248 amino acids. Gene Ontology annotation, molecular function: protein-folding chaperone binding; ubiquitin protein ligase activity. The transcript has 8 exons. Gene Ontology annotation, cellular component: cytoplasm. Gene Ontology annotation, biological process: cellular response to misfolded protein; protein quality control for misfolded or incompletely synthesized proteins; proteasome-mediated ubiquitin-dependent protein catabolic process. The record is from RefSeq and is a predicted model, not a curated record. NCBI's taxonomy places the organism in Eukaryota, Viridiplantae, Streptophyta, Magnoliopsida, Sapindales, Anacardiaceae.
GGUGCAACCACAAUUGGAAUGACACUGAAUAGCGUAUUGAUUGGUUUACGUCACGAUCUCAAUUUGAAUUACUUUUAAAAAUGAGUCAGCCAUUCCUUGUGUAAAUAAUCAAUAUUUCUUUACUGACUUUAACUCAAAAAACAAUAAAUACAUGUUUCUUUAUGGGUAAACACAUGUCAGGGCAGAAAAAUCUCCCAACGAAAGAGAGGGAAAUCUCGGGCCAAUUAGAACACGGAUUGACUUCGGUCAGCCCAAUAGAAGCCAAUUAGAUUCUGCCGUGACCUUAAAGUUGUUCUUCUCAUGUCACUUUAUAUUUCUUCCCCAAAAAAGAAUUGUCUCUUUGUUUUCUGACGGAAGUUUCCCUCCUCCUCCUCUUCUUCGCUACGUUUCCGCCUGGAGUUCUCUCGAAAGUUGAACCCUCGAGAAACUCGUGGUUUCCUUCGCGAACAUAUUUUCCAUUUACAACCUUUCUUUAAACAAAUGAAUAUGAUGAUAUCAUAGAAAAACGAAACUCGAGAAAGAGAAGACAGAAAAAUCGGAAGAUCUAGUGCGAUGUCGUAUAGAGAGAAAAUGGGGACUGGAGAGGCAUUGACUGGCGUGGCGAAACAAGCGGAGCAACUGAGAUUAGCUGGAAACCUUUGCUUCUCAAAGGAUCGUUUCGGAGCUGCCAUCGAUGCCUACACUGAGGCGAUUACGCUAUGCCCUAAUGUGCCUGUAUAUUGGACGAAUCGUGCUCUUUGUCAUCUCAGGCGGAAGUAUAGAUUGGACCAAAGUUGAAAACGAUUGUCGGAAAGCUAUUCAACUUGACCACAAGUCUGUGAAGGGCCACUAUAUGUUGGGACUUGCAUUGAUAAAGAACAAAGAAUAUUCUGAAGGUGUCAGGGAAUUGCAAAAGGCAUUGGACCUUGGGAGAGGUGCAAACCCCAAGGGUUAUAUGGUUGAGGAUAUCUGGCAGGAGCUUGCAAAAGCAAAAUAUUUGGAGUGGGAGCAAGCAUCUAGCAAACGUUCAUGGGAAUUACAAAGCUUGAAGGAAGUUUGUGAGGCAGCUCUUGAAGAGAAGUGUGUUCUUGAUAUUUCUAGAGCAGCGAAAAUUUCAGAUGAUGUUGCUACUACUCAUUUGAGAUACAUGGAGGCUCUAAGACAAGUAUUUAGUAAAGCUGCAGAAGAUGACACCCCUACCGAGGUGCCUGACUAUCUAUCUUGUAAAAUCACACUUGAUAUUUUUCAUGAUCCUGUCAUUACUCCAAGUGGACUUACAUACGAGAGAGCAGUGAUCCUUGAGCAUCUUCAGAAGGUGGGCAACUUUGAUCCAAUCACUAGGGAACCACUGAAUCAAUACCAGCUAGUACCAAACUUAGCAAUAAAGGAAGCAGUCCAUGCAUUUUUAGAAAAGCAUGGUUGGGCAUACAAGACAAGUUGAAAUUUAGUUGCACAGAAGUACUCAAUGUUUGUUGACUAUUGGAGAAGAGUCCAAGCUUUUGUACUUCUGGUAUGAGUUCCCUGUUCUGUGUUCUGCAUGCAUGUAUAUUGUGGCCUCAAUGUGCAAUGUCAUAAUAUCAGGCAUAUGCAAUAUCAGAUGAUCCUUUGAAUUGUACAGAGAUGUUUCUAUACCAUUUAGUUCCUAGGUUAUGCUGUACAGAAUUUUAUUGAAUCAUAUGGUUAUAGUUGAGUAGCCAUGAAAAGAUUGUAUUUUCUUUCUAAUGGUUUCUAUGUAAAUUUCUUCUCUGGUUAUUUUCCA